Molecule: messenger RNA, 2115 nt
Organism: Papaver somniferum (opium poppy)
Lineage: Eukaryota; Viridiplantae; Streptophyta; Magnoliopsida; Ranunculales; Papaveraceae
Product: ABC transporter G family member 6-like
Exons: 1
Coding region: 58-1995 (645 amino acids)
Cellular component (GO): membrane
Molecular function (GO): ABC-type transporter activity; ATP binding; ATP hydrolysis activity
Source: RefSeq, a predicted model, not a curated record
GUUACUGAUGAUGAUGAACUAGCUUUGCAAGUUGGGAUUGAGCCGCGGGAGAUAUCGAUGUCGGAUAAUGAAGAUCUUGAAGAACCUAGCAAGAUGAUGAAGACAUCUAUUAAUCCGUUUGUUCUCACAUUCAGUAAUCUAAGGUACAGCCUUAACACAGGUACGAAAGCGAGUAUAUUUUGUCUAAAAGAUACCAAGAAACUAUCGAAGUCCUCCACGGAGAAAAUCUUGUUGAAUGAAAUCUCAGGUGAAGCUAGAGAAGGUGAAAUUCUAGCUAUUCUUGGUCCUAGUGGUUCGGGAAAGUCAACCUUGAUUGAUGCACUUGCGAACAGGAUCUCUAAUGAAAGCUUGAAAGGAUGUGUCACGAUGAAUGGUGAAUCUCUAGAGUCGGGGCUUCUGAAAGUAAUAUCUGCUUAUGUCAUGCAAGAUGAUUUGUUAUUCCCUAUGCUAACAGUUGAAGAGACGCUAAUGUUUUCGGCUGAGUUUAGAUUGCCUCGUGCAAUCUCAAAAUCAAAGAAAAAGGCAAGAGUUCAAGAUGUGAUCCAUGAGCUUGGGUUGCGUAGAGCAGCAAAUACAUUAAUAGGAGAUGAAGGUCAUAGAGGCAUUUCUGGAGGUGAGCGUCGUCGUGUUUCAAUUGGAGUUGAUAUAAUUCAUGAUCCGAUUGUACUAUUUCUUGAUGAGCCAACAUCAGGACUUGAUUCAUCGUCUGCUUUCCUUGUGGUAAAAGUUCUGCAAAGAAUUGCUCGGAGUGGAAGGAUAGUUAUUAUGUCCGUUCACCAACCUAGUUCCAGAGUUGUUGGCUUAUUCGAUCAAAUGAUAUUUCUCUCGCAGGGUGAAACCGUCUACUAUGGAUCUCCCACUCAGCUCUCACUUUUCUUGUCGGAUUUCGGUCAUCCAGUCCCUUCGAAUCAAGAUAUAACCGAAUUCAUGAUAGAUUUAUAUCGUGAACUGGAAGGGAUACCUGGUGGAACAAAAAGUAUUGUUGAAUGCAACAAACUGCGGCAGAAAUUCGUAGAACACCAUCGAUUGAAUUCAGACUAUUCUAAUGUGUUGGGUGUAAGCAUAAAACAGGCAAUAAUAUUGAGGGAAAAACUUAUCGGCAGUAAUUUUACCGACAUUGCUCAAACAUCAACCAUCUCGAAAUUUGCAAAUCCAUUCUGGGUUGAGAUCAUUAUACUAAUGAAACGAUCAUUAACAAACUCCAAGCGGAUGCCCAUAGUGUUCAUGCUUCAAAUUGGUGCUGUUGUGUCUAUAGGUUGUAUCUUGGCCAGCGUGUAUUGGCAGCUUGAUAAAACAGAAGCGGGUAUUGAAGAAGAAAUAGGGUUUUUCGCUUCGAUAGUGGCAACCAUCUUCUUUGGUUGCACAGAUGUUCUCGCAGUAUUCCUCCAAGAAAGGUACAUCUUUAUGAGAGAAACAGCUUAUAACUCAUACCGCCAUUCAUCUUACGUUCUAUAUCACUCAAUUUUAGUCAUACCCUCGUUAUUCAUAUUUUCUAUUUUGUUAGCAUCAUUGACGUUCUGGCCAAUAGGUCUAGAUGGUGGAUUUUCAAGUUUCUUAUUAUAUUUCCUUGCGAUAUUCUUAUCAUUUUGGACAGCUAACUCGUUAGUGAGUUUGGUCUCAGGAUUGGUUUCUCAAGUUGUGUUGGGUUACACUAUAAUAUUGCCUAUAAUUACUGCAUUCCUUCAAUUCGGUGGUUUCUUUAUACAGAGAGACAGAAUUCCUGCGUACUGGACAUGGUUCCACUAUAUUUCUGUGCUGAAAUAUCCAUAUCAAGCCAUCCUGUUGAACGAAUUCGAAAACCCAAAUAUGUGUCUGGUUGAAGGUAUUGCUCCAGAUAAGUCUUGCUUAUUGACUGGACAGGAUAUAGUAAGAAAGCAAGGCGCAACCGAUUUAAGCAAAUGGAGUUGCUUGUGGAUCACUUUGGCAAUGGGUGUUUUGUACAGAAUUUUCUUUUACAUCUCCUUAUUGUUUGGCUGCAAGAAUAAGAGGAAGUAGUUCUGUACAAGCUAAUUUUACAGCGUCUCUUUGUUAGAGUUAGAGUUUUUCAUUGGUUGUAAUAUUUUUUAAAUCCUAAGUAGUGUUGCAAACUUUCACUAGAUUUGUUCCCGCGCUACA